Molecule: messenger RNA, 2454 nt
Organism: Aspergillus tubingensis
Lineage: Eukaryota; Fungi; Ascomycota; Eurotiomycetes; Eurotiales; Aspergillaceae
Product: transcription factor domain-containing protein
Exons: 1
Coding region: 1-2454 (817 amino acids)
Biological process (GO): DNA-templated transcription; regulation of DNA-templated transcription
Molecular function (GO): zinc ion binding; DNA binding; DNA-binding transcription factor activity, RNA polymerase II-specific
Source: RefSeq, a predicted model, not a curated record
AUGACUACAGCCACGGAGAAGGCAGCAAUGCGAAAAGCAGCUCGUCGAGUGCCGCCCGAGCUGCGACAGCGCACGGCACGCAGCUGCGAUCGUUGUAAGGCAAGAAAACACAAGUGCCUGCAAAUCCCCGGGCAAGCUCGCUGUCAGCACUGCGAACAUUUCAAUUAUACCUGCAAGACCACCAAGCCUAGAAAGAAAAGACUUUAUGGCAGCGCAGACAAUGUGCGCGCUCGAAUUGCCUAUCUGGAGGGCAUAGUAAAACAAUACGUCAAUGCUGAAGGAGACCUUUCCUCUCUCGAAGUCCUGCAGGAGCUUGGAGCGUCGUUGAACAUUUCUGUUGGCAACAUCCAAGAUGUCAAGCUUGAUUGUCCAGAGAUCGAUCCAUACGAGCCAGAACAGUCACAAGAGCUGCAAGACUCUCAAGAAUCUCAAGAGCUCGAAGAGUCCGAAGAGCCUGAAGAUCCCGAAGAGUCCCAAGAGCUGCAGGACUCGCAAGAGCCACAGGAGGACGCCAGGGCGACAUCCACUGAGCAGAACGAGGAGCUUGUUCAAGACCAGCAAGGCCAAGAUCAGUACAUCGGCCCUGCAAGCUCCUAUUUCUUCCAAAUGAAGCUCAGGAGCCUCCUGGGGCGUCAACGCCAGCACCCAAGGUGUCAGAUGUAUCUCUUCGGUCCCAAUCCUACCGAGGAGACUCUGAAACCAUUCGCUAGUGAUGUCCUCACAGAUUUCGAUGUCCGAGCGAUUGCGAUACCUUCGCAACUUGGUGUGGAUGCCGCUUGUCUACCGUACUCGGUGCCUUUGCUGGACCAUUUCGUCAUCGAGGGACUGAUCCGAGCUUAUUUCGACUAUGUCAACGUCGACUUCCCUGUUCUCCAUGAAGCCUCGUUCUUGGAGACCUUCAAUAGAUGGCGAGUUUCACCAAGUUCGGUCGACCGACCGUGGGUCUGUGGUCUGUUAUGCGUAUUGCUCCUGAGCCGACGCAUUAUGCCGCUAGGUACGACUGAGACUCAGCAGCAAAAAUGGUGGACUUAUGUCGAGUCACUCUUGCCGAGCAUGAUCUUCACGAACAAUAUCCAUUCAAUCCAGGCACUGAUGCUGGCUGCCUUGCAUCUUCACAACACAAAUCAUCGUGACGCAUGCUGGACUCUGACUGGAGUAGCAGCCCGGAUCGCAGUUGCCAUUGGACUUCAUCGCGAUGAAGUAGUGUGUGAAGGCCCGCAACUGAAUAGAGAGCUUAGGAGAUCACUUUGGUGGACUCUCUAUAGCUUCGAGCAGAUUCAGGUCUCCUCUCAUGAUCGGCCCAGUGCCAUAGAAAGUACAUUAGGCUCCACUUCGCCGAAUGAGAGAGUACUCAACAUCAAUACCUCCAAUUGGCCUGCAGAUUAUGCGCCCUGGUCGACAAAGCUUGUGUCCAUCCUAGGCCUCGUAUGCCGCGCACUGCCAAAUCUCACUAGCGAGAGCGGCUUUUCCUCCGUCGCUGAAUUACUUGGGGAAUUGACUCUGUGGCAUACAUCGCUACCACAGCAUCUGUCCCUCCAGGGAUUCGACAUGUUGCCCGAUGGACACAAGAGACCGGUUCUCUUGCUGCAUAUCCAAUAUCACUAUACGGUCUCUUUGCUCACUCGCCACUCAUUGUUGCGACACCUUGCUUCCACGAUUCAAGGGCAGACCAGUGACAUGAAUGAAAAAGAACUCGAGACAAUCGCUAGGGUGUGUUGCGAAUCCGGUCGGAAAAGUUGCGAAUUGUUGUUGCAUCUUGAUAUGAUCGGAAAGUUCAAUGCUGUGACCUGGUGGGACAUCUAUUACGUGUAUUCCUCGGCAUUAGUUAUGACGCUGAGUAUCUUGUCCGAUUGUACGCGACAGCAGAGUAAGGGGCAUAGCAAUCAUGAAUCGCUCUCCCUGCUCCACAACUGUGCGCUCAUUCUUAACCGUCACUCGGGUAACCCGAUGGUGCCCGAUACCAUGCGUCGCUGGAUUGGAGCUAUCUAUGACAUCGACAUGUUGGUUCAUGAAAGAGUAAGCCCGACGCAACAGGAACCUUUCAAUCAACAGGCACCUUUCAAUCAACAGGUACCUUGCAAUCAACAGGCACCUUUCAAUCAACAGGUACCUUGCAACCAGCAGGUACCUUACAACCAGCAGAUACAUUGCAACCAACAAGCACCUUUCAACCAGCAGAGCCAUAGCAUUACCCAUUCAGGUAUCGCUAAUACUCUCGUCGAGCUUGGUUCUCAAAGAGAUAUGUAUGGCUCCUUUGCCAGGAAUGAGUUCUACCCCAACACAGAGCACAACGCCUUGCAGAUGAACCCAGAAAUGGGUAUGGUCAUGAACGGCAACAAUGUUCCUGGGAUGCCCAUGCCGGUUUGGGGUGGUGAAAAUGAAUAUUUCUCUUGGGACUCAAUCGGGUGCAUGUUGCUUGGAGUGGAGGCACUCGACAGCUCGUUCGGGCUUUGA